AUGUCUUUCCGUCCGUUUGAAUUCUCAGUAGUUCUUCGCGUGUUCUCGUUUCUGCGCCAUUUGACGAACGAUUUUGCGCAGUCUUCGAACCGCCGCGUGGAGGAAUUCUCGCUACUGAAGCUUGAAGAGGAGCCCGUUGCCAUGAAAUUCGGGAAAGAAUUUGCGAGCUACCAAAUUCGCCUCCAGGAAUCGACAGACCUGACCGCGCGCUUCCCGCAGGUUGACUACCGCGCGCUCAAGAAGAUUCUCCGCCGCUGCAUCUCCUCCCGCGCGCUGCGCGCUGAGCUGCAGGCGCAGGCGGAGGCGGAGCUGCACGCGGACGGGGAUGCGGGAGCGGAGCAUGCGGAAGCGGAUGCAGUGAGGGCAGCGGCGGAGGCGGGGUGGGAAGAGGCGAAGGCGGAGCUCAAGCGUUCCGUGGCGAACUGCGCAGUAACGUCAUGCGCCCGCGGGGAGCUUUCCGCGCCAGCAGCGACCCUGGCAGCGGGGGCGACGGCGGCGGAAAAAGCGCCGCCAGCAGCGGCGGAUGCCGGCGCCAGUGGGUGCGCGCGGUGCGAUGCGGAGUUUUUUGGGUUACUAGAAGCUGAGUUAAUCAGCAUCGAACGGAGCUUCAAUUCCGCUGCCACGCGGCUGUUGAGCUGUCACAACGCGAGAGGCCUCCAGCUCAUUUGCCACGUGCUCUCGCCACGUCAGCUCUUCUCGUGCGGACACGGUGGCAGGAGUCCGCGCUGGCAUUCGCACAAGCCAGCGGCCCUCCACCACGCAGCGAGCAGUCUGCUGGAACACCUCGCUAUAAGCUUUCUCGCUACGCAUAAGAUCAUCAAGAAAUACAUCAAGGUACACCGCGGAACGAGCCUCAGCCCGAGCCUCGGCGUAUGUCACGCACUCGCGACCCCCGAAUCGUGGGAGUUUGUCACUCGCAUGCGGCGCCUCCAGGCGCGAAUCGUGCGGUCGCCGUUGCUCAUCGAAGUGACUGCCAUGGCGGCCAAUCUAGACCUCGCAGUGGGGGGAGGAGAGAGAGGAGAAGAAGGAGGAGGAGAGAGAGGAAGAGGGGGAUGGGGAAUGGGAGGAGGUGAGAGAGGAGGAGGAAUGAAUGGCCAGAGGAGGGAAGUGAAAUGCCUGAAGGAGUGUGGGGCAAGUGGUGAGAGUGAUGCGGAGAGUGACGCCACAGUGUGUCCGCUGCUCGGCUCGAAGCUGCUGCUGAAAGAGGAGUUCCGGGCAACAGUUGACGUCACUUGCCCCGUGUGUUUGGAGGUUCCCUUUGACCCUGUCUCCCUCGCCUGCACGCACAUCUUCUGCCGCGGCUGUGCUUGCUCCGUGGCGCACGUCCCAGUGUUCUUUGGGCUGGAUUCCGCAUCGCCCCACAUCACGUGUCCGCUGUGCCGCCAGCAGGGGGUGUUCCGACAGCCCCGGUCUCUGAGGGAACUGCAUAGACUCAUCAUGGCCAGGUAG
Molecule: messenger RNA, 1449 nt
Organism: Closterium sp. Naga37s-1
Lineage: Eukaryota; Viridiplantae; Streptophyta; Zygnematophyceae; Desmidiales; Closteriaceae
Source: the annotation of a GenBank genome assembly